AUGCCGGGGCCACGGGCUCUCGGCUUCCCGACGUGCACGCGGAGCCAGCCCUGGCGCUCUUCGCUGGCGCAUCCUCCAGCAGGAAUGGCUCAUGAGAGACACAGGGCCUUUGGCUUCAUCCCCGUCUUCAUCCUCGUGGUGGGACUGCUCCUCGCCGUCCCACUGCCGGCACGAGCUUGGGAGGCGGGCAAGGAAGGUGACGAGCUGCCAGAGGAAGACGACUCCCGUAUCAUUGGCGGGAGGCCCUGCUCCAUCACCCAGCGACCUUUCCAAGUUGCCAUCACCAAGAGGGGCCAAAUCCUGUGUGGAGGAAGCUUGAUAGGCUCCCAGUGGGUCCUGACGGCCGCUCACUGCAAGCAGCCAAGCAGCAACCUCAGGGUUUUAAUUGGGACAGACACCCUACGGGACGGCACAGGCGAAGUGAGGACGAUUUCACAGUUCAUCGUCCACCCGGCCUACAACCCCCGCAAGAACGACAAUGACUUCAUGCUCCUGAGGCUGAACAAGCCCGUUCAGUUUAGCAACAACAUCAAGAAGAUCAGAUUAGCCACGAGAUGUCCCACGGACGGGAUGAGGUGCAGCAUCUCUGGCUGGGGUACAACCAAGUCCCCUGGAGCAAAGCUGCCCAGAAAUUUGCAAUGUGCCGGCAUCAUUGUCUUCGGGAAGCAGAAGUGCACCAGAGCAUACGGGGCCUCGACCAUCACCCCCAACAUGUUUUGCGCCGGUGUCCCACAAGGGGGCAUCGAUUCCUGCCAGGGUGACUCUGGGGGCCCGCUGGUGUGCAACGGGAUGCUGCAAGGCGUCGUCUCAUGGGGCAUGGCGGUGUGCGGGCGCAAGGGGCAGCCCGGCGUCUACUCCAAUGUGUGCCGAGCCGUGCCCUGGAUCAACAAAUACGUCAAGCAGUGA
This is a messenger RNA of Struthio camelus australis, 906 nucleotides long. RefSeq names its product kallikrein-14-like. Lineage: Eukaryota; Metazoa; Chordata; Aves; Struthioniformes; Struthionidae. The record is from RefSeq and is a predicted model, not a curated record. Gene Ontology annotation, biological process: proteolysis. Gene Ontology annotation, molecular function: serine-type endopeptidase activity.